AUGUACGGAUCAACAGACGAACGCCCACUCGCACUCUCUUUCGGCGAUUUCAAAUUCCUCAUCAGAAACAGCAUCAAGGGAAUGAAGAAUUUCCUGUCAUCCAUCAAACACGGCAAGCGCGUUGACACCGACGGGUUCACAAUGCUAGAGCCCAGAACAAGGAUAAAGGGGAGGAAGGCCAGUGUGCUGAUCAGUCACAUGCCUCCUGCUACAUAUGACCAAUUUAAGAAUUCAGUCAUAUUCUGCCGUCGAACACGUGGUACAAUUCAUGAGAAUGGAGAGGGUCGUUGGGCGAGCAACGAGUAG
Molecule: messenger RNA, 306 nt
Organism: Penicillium bovifimosum
Lineage: Eukaryota; Fungi; Ascomycota; Eurotiomycetes; Eurotiales; Aspergillaceae
Exons: 2
Coding region: 1-306 (101 amino acids)
Source: RefSeq, a predicted model, not a curated record